UUCUGCUUCCAACGCCCAAGAUGUCAUUGCUUUUAAGGUCUUUUGUGUGUGGGAGGAUUGGGAUGCGAAUUUUAAUAGUGUGUGCUUAAGUGCAGAGGUCGGAGGACAACUUGUGGGAGUCAGUUCUCUCGUUCCAUCCCGGGUGACUUUGGAAUUGAGCUCAGAUCGUCAGGCUUGAUGGCAAGCUCCUUUAACCUCGGAGCCAUCUUUUCGGCCCCCAGGAUGUGCACUUAAAAUUAAGGGAAGCUUUGAUCGACGUUCAGAAGUCACCGAAACCUUUAGAACGCUCUGGGGGCACCGCGCAGGACGUCUCCAUACGAGGGCAGUGACCAUUUUGUUUCAGUGAAAGAGGACGAACACUCUAAUCCCAGAACAAAUGCGAAGACGAUUUUGACAGGUAAGGACGCCACAUCCGCGUUCCCGAAAGGACCAGUAGUCUUGCAGGGGAUCCGUAGGGCACCUACGCACCGGCGCGCUAACGCCCCGCCUUAAGGGUGAAGUCAGUUCGUGAGGGCGGAAGUGCGCCCGCCCGGAAGCUGGAGGGUGGAGCGAUGGGAAUGACGCGCAGGAGCGCCAAUGGAGUGCCACGGCGGGCUUGUUGUCUUACCCCGGUGGGUAAGGGCUAACGGUUUCCGGUAGUGGUAGCCCCCCCGAGAGGUGGAGCAAAGAGGCGGGGACGCGUCCCGAAAGCCCGGACCCCUGCAGCGCCUGCGAGAUGAUGGGCUACGAGGCGUCCGAGUUGGAGUCUAUGGAGGGCGAAGAGGCCGUGGAGGCCCCGGGACCAGCCCCGGAGCCGCGAGCCCCGGAGCCGCGAGCCCCCGAGCCGGAGCCCGAGCCGGGCUUGGACUUGAGCCUGAGUCCGAGCCCGUUGCCCGAGAGUCCGGAGCGGCGGGGCGGCAGCCCGGGACGGCGGAGGGGGCGUCGGGGCGGCAGCCGGAGGGGGCGGCAGGUGAGCAGCGGCGAAGCCCCGGACCCCUGCUCGCCUAGCGUCCGGGACUCGGCCGCUCACCGUUCCGCCCUCUACUCCCAGGUUCGUUUUCACCUGGCGCCGUCCUCCCCGGUGCGGUCCGAGCCGCUGCUCGCCUCCGGUGCACCGAGCGACGAUUCCGCGGCGCCGCACGAGCUGGAGGCGCCGGCCCUGCAGAGCAGCCUGGCUUUGAGUCUGGAGCUGCAGCAUGCGCGCGCCGCCGUCGCCAGCGGCCAGUUUGAUGCCUCGAAGGCGGUGGAGGAGCAGCUGAGAAAGUCGUUCCAGACCCGCUGCGUCCUGGAGGAGACCGUGGCGGAGGGGUUGAACGUGCCGCGCUCUAAGCGACUCUACCGAGACCUAGUGAGUCUGCAGGUGCCGGAGGAGCAGGUUCUGAACGCGGCGCUGAGGGAGAAGUUGGCGAUGCUGCCGUCGCAGCCCCGAGCCCCGCCCCCGAAGGAGGUCCUCGGGCAGGGGCCAGACAUGACCAUGCUGUGCAACCCAGACUCUCUCUGUUACGAAUCUCCGCACUUGACAGUGGACGGGCUGCCCCCGUUAAGGCUUCAAGCCCGGCCCCGCCCUUCAGAAGAUACCUUUCUCAUGCAUCGGAUGCUGAGGCGCUGGGAAGCGUAGCCCCCACAACUCCCCGUAUUUGCCAGUCUGUACUUUCGUUAAAACUGUUUCAUCAUAGAAUAAAGUUUUUCUUUUUCUUUUUUUUCUUUUUAAA
This is a messenger RNA of Peromyscus leucopus (white-footed mouse), 1691 nucleotides long. RefSeq names its product protein phosphatase 1 regulatory subunit 35 (gene Ppp1r35). Lineage: Eukaryota; Metazoa; Chordata; Mammalia; Rodentia; Cricetidae. Bases 716 to 1597 code for a protein of 293 amino acids. The record is from RefSeq and is a predicted model, not a curated record. Gene Ontology annotation, molecular function: phosphatase binding. Gene Ontology annotation, biological process: negative regulation of phosphatase activity. The transcript has 4 exons.